This is a messenger RNA of Corylus avellana, 3414 nucleotides long. RefSeq names its product holliday junction resolvase. Lineage: Eukaryota; Viridiplantae; Streptophyta; Magnoliopsida; Fagales; Betulaceae. The record is from RefSeq and is a predicted model, not a curated record.
AGAAAAUCCGAGGAGAGGGAAAAUCAGAGAGAGAGAGAGAGAUGGCGAAGGAGAGCUCGAGCAGCGACUUGCAGAGCAUACUAGAAGCUAUCAAAUCCUCGGAUGUUGUGGAGAGUCGUGUUCAACUAAUAAACAAGCUUCGGGACUUUGAAAUAUCAGAUCAAUCCAACCUGGCUUCCCUUAUGGAAUGCCUCACAGCAUUUUGGGAAGACUUCACUUGUUUGGAUGUAUCCCAGUGCGUGCUAAACAAAGCUAUUUUACAGUGUGCUGUAAAAUAUCUUGAAGUGGAUAUAUCUGGCUGUUUAUCACAAUUUCUUGCCCUUGGGACCAAGGCAAGCAUAUGGUGUGGAAAGCAUCUGAAGAUGACUCUUAUGUCAACUGAGGAAUCUCAAGAAGAGGAGCAUUGUGACACAUUUUUUCAGCUGCUUUUGGAUUUGUUUAGCUUCUCUGCUGCUACUGUUUUGGCAUUGGCAAGAUACCCUGUUUCGGAUGACAAACUGUUGAUAGAUAUUGUAGAGAAAUAUAUCUUGGAACAGUUAAAUUUAACAAAAGAUUCAAUAUCAGAGGUUAAGAGAAUUGGUUCACUCGGCACAGAAGUAGUAAAGGUUAUACAGGUUGUCAUAGAUGCUGUAAUAAGACUUUGCGGAGUGUAUUCUGAAGCUGUAAAUUGGAAGUUCUGUGACGCAAAUCCAGAGGAAGAGAAAAGCUGCAUUGACUUCGAAGCGGCCAGUAAUAUGAGCCACGUUAGUAACAUAACAAAAUGUGCAAUAGAAAAACUGUGUGAAUUGGGCAUCUUUGCAGCUAAUGAUGGUGGGAGGUUGGUUACCAUUCUUAAUGUCUCAUGGAAAGGCGUGGUUAACUUGCUUCAGCUUGGCAAGGGGGCUUUAGCAGUAAAGGUGAAUGUAGCAGAUAUCAUUCUGAAUCUUCUUUCACUGGUUAAUGAGUCUCUGAGAUGUGCCGCUAAAGCCUGGUCCUCUUCCCUGAAGGAAACUGUUUCUGUAACCGAAGCUAGAAGAACAUUCGUUCCAAUAAAAUUCUACCUGGUUAAUGCAGUAAAAAUAUCCUCUCUAUAUCCAAGCCAAGCAUAUCUGGUAUACAGGGAGAUAACACACUGCAUCCUGAUAAUCUCAACCUUAAAAAUUUCAAUGAGUAACGAAGAACUUAUGAAAACUGCCAGUGAAGUAAUGACAGAGCUUUUGGAGCAAAUAUCCAUGGAUUUUCUUAAGUCUUUGCUAAAUUCAGUUCAAGUGAAACUGGAGCUGAAGUUGAGAAUUCUGGACUGGUUGUUCACCGAUGAAAGCUACUCAAAUUCUGACAAUGGAGGUUUAAGUAAUAAUUGUGUACUAACUCCAAUUUGCCAAAUUGUUUUGGUAGGUUGUGAAGACAUGCCUGGAGCAAGAAUAUUGUUGCUCGGUCGGGUUGCAUUGUUUCUUAAUCUGCUAAAAUAUUCUCUGGAUCUUGAUGAAGAUGUAAAACUUGGAAUGACUGGCAAGCUUGGAUGGUUUUUGGACAUAUUAGUUGAUGAAGAAGUAUAUUCUUCCAUUCUUGUCAUGCAAAUUCCUGAAUUAUAUGGUUCUGGAAAAACUGUUGAAAUAGAUUGGCAGCCUAUGUUUUCUUCGGUUUUGCAUGCACUGGAAACCUUCAUGAUUGUGCUCUCUUCAAGUCUUGCUUGGAGGGAACUCGAGUCUUUCCUGCUUGAGAAUUUCUUUCAUCCUCACUUUCUUUGCUGGGAGAUUGUAACUGAGCUUUGGUGUUUUAUGGUGCGUCAUGCUGAGAUAAGUGUGGUGAAUGGCAUUAUUGAUCAACUUUGCUCAUUAUUGAAGUUGGUGGCAUUUUCAGAAUCAGUUUUUAUUCCUGGUUCUGCUAUGAGAAAAAUGGCAAGAUCCAUUAGCAGGAUUCUUGCUUAUGGUACACAAUCUAUGGUUGACCAUGUUUACAGGUCCAUUGUCGAUGACAACAGAUCUCAAUUAUCAUCACUUAUGUGUGUAGCCUUGCUCAUGGAAGGCUUUCCGCUGAAUUUGCUAUCAGAGAGAAUGAGAAGUAUUGCUACUCAGAGAAUCUGUACUGAGUACUUUGGCUUCUUAGAGAGUUUUGAUGACAAAUUGAUGAGAGUUUGUAGUUCUGGUUUAUAUGGCGUUCCAGUCUUUACUCUGUCUGCCUCCUUGCAAUCUGUUCAGGUCAGCAUGCCUGAUAUUGAUGCGAAGACCCUGAAGUUUCUAGUUACUAUUAGUCAGAACUACAGAAAUUCGGUGGACCAACUAACAAAAGAACAUUACCGUAAGCUUUUGAGUGAAACAUUAGGAAUCAUCUCAAGUAUGAAGCACCUAUAUGCAGCAGAUGAGAUGGAAGAAGUCAUAUUGGAGCUUGAAAACCUAUUUAUCUCAGGGCCAGCAGCCUCAGAUUCUCAAUUGUAUGGAUGCAAACCAAAUCUGGCUCUUUUCAUGGCAGGACUUGGUCACAUGGAAAUUACAGAAAGUGAUAAAAGUGCAAAGUGUUGUGCUGUCUGGGAAUUGUAUCACAUGCUUCUGAGAGAGCAGCAUUGGGCAUUAAUUCAUUUGGCAAUUACAGCAUUUGGAUAUUUUGCUGCCCGCACUUCUUGCAAUCAACUCUGGAGAUUUGUGCCCCAGACUGCAGCUCUUUCAUUUGAUUUAGUGUCAGGAAACGACGCAAACGUAGAGAGAUUUAUGUCUGAAUUGAAGGCAUUUCUUGAGAAGGAAAUGGCUCUUCUUACAAUUACACCAAGUUCAGAGCAGCUUGGGCUGCUUGCAAGGGAAGGUUUGAUGCUAAAAGAAACAGUUCGAAAGAUUUCAGGAAUUGAUGUAGAGGCUGUGGGGUGUCAAAGCAUGGAGAUUGAUGAAGAAAAUCAAUCCAACAAGAAAAGGAAACUUCCUGACGGAAUUAGUGAGGGAGUGGAAUUGCUGCAGAGUGGUUUAAAGGUUAUUGGUGACGGUCUUUCCCGGUGGCAGCAAAAUCACGAUGCCAGCGAACUAAAUGACAAGUUCUUGACUCACAUUUCUCACCUUGAAGAUGCAAUUGCUCAAUUAGUGGGCCUGGCUGGUAGUGGUUAAAUUCUCGCUACAGCCCUCUGCUGGAAAAUAAUCGAUUGCGGCUUAGUAACCAAGGUAUGUCCUUGAUUCAAAUUUGUAUAGUAAUUGAAGGAGUGGAUACAACUGAAUCGAGAACUAAGCUGGAAAUAGUAUUUUCUAUGUGAUGAAUCAGAGCUGUCACGACUUUUGAGGCAUGCUUUAGGUGUCUUAUCAAUCAGCUUGCCGUUGUACACUGAGAUUUUGUCGUAUGUAAAUAUGGUCUUGAAUAUUUUAGUUAUAUUUGCUUUUAGUUUUAUUGGUGCUAGAGUUCCACCCAUGAUAGAAUCACAUAUAAACUAAUAACAAUAAAAAUAAAUGAUUAACAUAA